Molecule: messenger RNA, 604 nt
Organism: Pistacia vera
Lineage: Eukaryota; Viridiplantae; Streptophyta; Magnoliopsida; Sapindales; Anacardiaceae
Product: GPI ethanolamine phosphate transferase 3-like
Exons: 4
Coding region: 157-423 (88 amino acids)
Biological process (GO): GPI anchor biosynthetic process
Cellular component (GO): endoplasmic reticulum membrane
Molecular function (GO): mannose-ethanolamine phosphotransferase activity
Source: RefSeq, a predicted model, not a curated record
CAGGUGUGCUUUCGAUGGCCUCCGAUAUGUGCUGCAUUUACUGGGUUUGAUGAUUUCUUCCUUGUUCGGCAAGCUAUCCUUCUAACAAUUGAUACAUUUGGGUUUUCUCACAUUCUUCCAGUAUUUGGACUUCCAUUUCUGGUUGUACCCCAACAUAUGUUGGGUCAAACUGACCAGGAUAGAAGACUCCUUUCGGUGCAGUUAUUCCUGAUGUAUUUGAUGUACGGACUUAUUAUGGCCACUACUGUCAUAGCAACUAUAAUCUGUGUGACCAUACAGAGGCGACAUCUAAUGGUAUGGGGCUUGUUUGCUCCCAAGUUUGUCUUUGAUGUAGUGGGUUUUAUUCUCACUGACGUCCUCAUUUGUUUGGCUUGCCUUUACUAUUUUGGUUUUGAUGGAGAAGUGGAUGGUGCAUACUUAUGAUUGAUAACAUGAAAUUCUUUAAUGUUUAUGUGAGUUUUGUAAUAGUAAAUAUCUGGUUAAUGUUGGAAGUAGUAAUAUUUAAAUGUAAUCUUGUUAUUAUUUAUUAUCUUAGUUUGUAAAUUUAAUUUAUUAUUAUUCUCGGAUAUGGGUUGAUAUUGUUUGGAAUUUAUUAUUGGAAUGA